This is a messenger RNA of Pocillopora verrucosa, 2789 nucleotides long. RefSeq names its product kynurenine 3-monooxygenase. Gene Ontology annotation, cellular component: mitochondrial outer membrane. Gene Ontology annotation, molecular function: kynurenine 3-monooxygenase activity; FAD binding. The record is from RefSeq and is a predicted model, not a curated record. NCBI's taxonomy places the organism in Eukaryota, Metazoa, Cnidaria, Anthozoa, Scleractinia, Pocilloporidae. Gene Ontology annotation, biological process: quinolinate biosynthetic process; L-tryptophan catabolic process.
AAAACAUGGCGGCAAAAGUUGUGCAAGACGAGAAAUCUACGAAGAAAGUUGUUGUUGUAGGAGGUGGAUUGGUAAGGAUCUCUCGGAGUGUUCUUGGAGUGUUUUGAUGGCAAGUGGAGAUCUAGCGGAAAUUGUGCUCUGUUGAAUUUGGUUUUGGUGCAGCCUGUAACUCAAUCAAUGCAUGCUUUCAUGGGUAGUGCGUCUUUCACGCGUUUGAAUUAGGCAGGUGCCUUGAUUGCAGUGUACCUUGCAAAACGUGGGUUUAAAGUAGAUGUGUUUGAAGCUCGCAAAGAUCCUCGCAAGGAGGUGGCCCAAAGAGGUAGAAGUGUCAAUCUUGCACUCUCUGUCAGAGGAAUUGAAUCAUUACGAGCUGUGGGAGCAGAAAGCCUGGUUAUGGCACUUGGCAUCCCUAUGCACGCCCGUAUGAUUCAUUCUCAUAGUGGAAACACAACACCCAUUCCUUAUGGAAAGAAAGGACAGCAUCUAUUAUCAGUUGAAAGGCAGAAGCUGAACAAUGAUCUCCUCACAGUUGCAGAAACUUACCCAGACGUUCGCAUACACUUUGAGCACAAACUUAUUGCUGCUGAUAUUGAAGGAGGCCAUCUUACCUUCAAGUGCAAAGGAAAUGAUGAUGAAAAGUUAGAAGUUGAUGCUGACAUUAUUUUGGGCUGUGAUGGAGCAUACUCUGCUUUAAGAAGAGAGCUCAUGAGAAGACCAAGGUUUGAUUUCAGUCAAGAAUACAUUCCUCAUGGUUAUAAAGAGCUUUGCCUUGCCCCAACCAAGGAUGGAGAGUUUGCCAUGGCAGUGAAUUAUUUACACAUCUGGCCAAGACAGACAUUCAUGAUGAUAGCUUUACCAAAUCAGGAUAAAUCCUUCACCUGCACAUUGUUCUUACCAUUUGACCAAUUUGACAAGUUGAAAACAAAGGAUGAUGUCCUGACCUUUUUUAAUGCAGAGUUCCCAGAUUUCCUGAACCUCAUGGGAGAAGAAAAACUGUUGGAAGAAUUUUUCAGAAAUCCAACCGGUCCUAUGGUAUCCAUUAAGUGUAAGCCCUACCAUGUUUCUGACAAACUUGUGAUUAUUGGUGAUGCCGCUCAUGCAAUGGUUCCAUUUUAUGGUCAAGGAACAAAUUGUGCAUUUGAGGAUUGUCUGGUACUUGAUGGAAUACUAGAAAAACAUAAUAAUGACUUUGGUGCUGCACUACAAGAGUACUCAAGAACACGAAAUAAGGAUGUUGAAGCUAUGUGUGAUUUAGCAAUGUACAACUACAUAGAGAUGAGAUCCUUGGUGACAUCUCCAGUUUUCCUUAUGAAGAAGAAACUGUUCAACUUACUCCACUGGCUGAUGCCAAAAACAUUUAUUCCCCUUUAUACCAUGGUGUCGUUUUCUCAGAUACCUUACAAGACUGUCAUUGACAGAUCAGAAUGGCAGGAAAAGGUUGUGAAGAGGACUGUACUCAUGUCAGCAUUGAUGGCUGGAAUUGGUGGAGCUUUAAUGGCACUGAGAAUAGUGAAGAAAGACAUCAAAUUGUUUUGAAAAGUUAUUUAAUAACUGCAUGAUGUAUGAAUUAUUUAAAUAGUACAUAAUUUUAGACGCUGGGUGUUUUCUUUGAAAGAUGCUAUGACUGGGAGAUUUCUAGAUGAACCUAGACUGCUAAGUUCAAGCAUUAAACUCUUUUCACCCUAACAUCAGUAUGCAUAUUCUCCAUACUGUUUUCUAGACAUUUCCCAAGGAGCUAGCUAGGAGAAUUUGUUGAACAGUCAAGAGCUUCUUUACUUAGGGAUCAUGUCUGUUAUUCUUGUGACCUUCAUGGGGUGACAUUAUAAGGAGAAGUCAGCUGCUUGUCACUCUUAUGAGAGACCAAGACAGAAUUUCUCCUUAUGAUAUCAAUACAAUAUCAAGCAGACAAGUGAUGAGAAUAAAGAAAAAUAUCAGUCAGGGGAUUACAAAUUGAUCCAAUGACAAAUUCUCCAAACUAACAUCACAAGAACUGUAUGGCAGACAGUAAGGAGAAUUACUAAUGAGAUCUUGGGAGUUUAAGGGUUAAAGGGUUAAAAAUCAAAAACCACCAAGACAAAAAUUACAGUUCACACUUCAGGUUAAGCUGUGUAAUAUUUGAAAAUACAUUGAUAUUUAAUUUGAAUGUUCAAGAACAAUUUUGAAAUAUAGUCUUUGAAUUUUUUUCAACGCAGUUGCUCAUUUGAAUCAAUUACAUGUCAUUGAAUUGUAAAUCAGAAUCACUACAGCAUUUGUAUGUGGGAACAUUUUAAUACUCUAACAAAAUUGUUUGACUGGGUGAUGGGAUGUAGUUAAAAAUGCCAAUAAAGUGAAAUGGUAAAGUGAUAGAGAGACUUCCUUAGAAGUUGCGUGGUUCUCAUCACAAGACACUGAAGAGCAUAACUUUUUAAAAUGUUAUGUUAUGUAAUAUUCAAAAUACAUUGAUAUUUUGUUUGAAUGUUUGAGAACAAUUUUGAAAUAUCUUUGAAUUUUGACAAUGGAAUUGUUCAUUUGAAUCAAUUGCAUUUCAUAGAAUUGUAAGAAUCAUUAUGGCAUUUGCAUGCGAGAACAUUUUAAUACUUUAAAAAAUUGUAUGACUGGGUGAUGGGAUGUAGUUAAAAUUUCUGAUAAAGUGAAAUGGUAAAGUGAUAGAGACUUUCUAAGAAGUUCCGUGGUUCUCAUCACAAGGCACUGAAGAGCAUAACUACUUAAGAGGAAAAUCAAAAAUAAAUAAAAUCUUCAUGGUUUCCCUGGUUUUAGAAUAACUAACAUGUCACACAUCCACAGUCAAU